GUUUUCAGUAUACUAAUUUCUGUAGUGUAAUUAGCAGCGCCAAGUUUGAAGAUGUUUCUUGAUUGUAUUUGAAAUGUUGUAGUUAGGCGCAAUAAGAAUAUACGUAAAGUCGUCAUUGUAUCAUCAUCAUACUGGCCGAGCGCUUGGUCUGACGGAUGUGGUGCCAUUGAAUUAACAAAUGGGAGAUCUGGAUAUAUACUGCAAUUUCAGUAAAUGUCGGAAACGUUUGAGCAGAAUUGCUUGGAUAACAAGUUGUUCCCAUGCAUUUUGCGAAGAACAUGGCGAUAGUGAAUUUUCACAAAAGCUUGAUGACGUGAAAACAUGUCCAACAUGUUCCACCUCUUUGUGUAAUAAGUAUGAUAUUGUUAAAGUGGAUUUGAAUCCAUCACCACAGUUCAGAUCGAUGGUUUUAGCUGGAUUGCGUCCUGAAAUUGUAUUUGAUAUUUCCAAUCGUGCUUUGGCAUUUUGGAGUUACCAAAUUUACAUGGAAAUUCUCUAUCAGUCAUCAGCAGCAAAGAGAUCAAGAGACAAAAUAACACAGCUUGAAGAAUAUUAUGAAAGUAUAGUGAUAAAGCUGAAAACAGAUAUUCAGGCUCGUCGUAGAAAGGAAGAAGAACUGAAGAAAGAAUUAACUAAACAGACUCAAAGAUCAGAAGAAUUAAUAGAACGACUUAAUGAAAUGCAAAGGCAGUUUAAUUCUGUGCAAGCAUCCUAUGAGGCUCUGCGUCGUACACAACUAAAUUUCGUCAAAGCUAAUGAAAAGGAGCAGGCGAACAACUUCCGCUGUCAUGAGAAUGGCAAGACUGGAUUGCAUUUCUCUCUUGGUCCCACCACACUAGACGCAUUGUGUCCAAGAACUCCAUUACAAGACAAAAAGAUCCAGUUCAACAAGGGAGAUGUAAGGGCUGAAAAUGAUGUUGAAGAAUUCACAUUCAAGCCAGUAACACCAUCACCUGAUGCAACAAGACAGUGGAGAAAUCCUCUUGUGAAACGACAAAGAAAAUAGAAUUAAAAUGUGGUCUCUUUUGACACUGGAUAUGAGGAUGCAAUGAAGACAAGUAUUAUUUUAUAUAAAUUUGGACUUAUUUCGAUUUGAAGACCAGUGUGUGUUGUAUUUCAUACCUUAAUUUUUGGCAUGUAUACAGUUUUGUUAAGUAGAAUUUGCACAAAUGACUCUUUAUCAACAACAAAUUUGAACAAAUCACUCACAUCACACCACUUCACUGUAGCUUACUAGUAAUUUUUUCCUCUUUUUAAGGACAAUGCAUAUUUUGUGGCAACUGUUGCAGUUAGGCUGUUUUCUCUAAUUUACAUUUAAAACCAUUAAAAGUAAUAUAUUAACAUAGCACAGAGAAAAUGUGGAAGAACAAAAUUAAAUCAA
This is a messenger RNA of Schistocerca serialis cubense, 1381 nucleotides long. RefSeq names its product E3 ubiquitin-protein ligase CCNB1IP1-like. Gene Ontology annotation, cellular component: synaptonemal complex. The record is from RefSeq and is a predicted model, not a curated record. The coding region runs from base 179 to 1006 and encodes 275 amino acids. Gene Ontology annotation, molecular function: ubiquitin protein ligase activity. Gene Ontology annotation, biological process: reciprocal meiotic recombination. The transcript has 7 exons. Lineage: Eukaryota; Metazoa; Arthropoda; Insecta; Orthoptera; Acrididae.